GCCCCGCGGAGGCUGCGGGAGAGAGCUCGAUGGGCCGCGGCGGUGGGCGCACGAUCUGCGGGGACUCAUGCCACGCGCGUCCCGGCCCGGCGCGCAAUUAGCAGCCGCCUCCGCAGCCCGCCGCCGCCGCCGCCUUCUCGCCUUCCUGGGCUGCCGCGGCGAGAAGCUGCAGUCCUUGCCUCGCACCGGCUGCCGGCAUUGUCCUCCCGCUCCGCCGCCCAGGCUGCCGCUGCCGCCGUGGGCUGCUGCGGGGCCCCGGACCCGCGCCGCAGGGACGCGCUGCCGCUGCAGGUCGGCCCCCGGUCCCCGCUUGGUGGUUUCCGCGCCUUGCGCUCCUCUGCCAUCCUCUCCUUAGUUUUUCCUGCGAAGCUGAGGACGGGGAGAAGUCCAGCCGCCAAGCCCAGCCUUCCUCCGGCGUGCAGCCCCGACGGGGCCGCGGCUGGCGCGGUAAGAGCGCCGACGGAGCCAUGAGAGAGUACAAAGUGGUGGUGCUGGGCUCGGGCGGCGUGGGCAAGUCCGCGCUCACCGUGCAGUUCGUGACCGGCUCCUUCAUCGAGAAGUACGACCCCACCAUCGAGGACUUCUACCGCAAAGAGAUUGAGGUGGACUCGUCGCCGUCGGUGCUGGAGAUUCUGGACACGGCGGGCACGGAGCAGUUCGCGUCCAUGCGGGACCUGUACAUCAAGAAUGGCCAGGGCUUCAUCCUCGUCUACAGCCUUGUUAACCAGCAGAGCUUCCAGGACAUCAAGCCCAUGCGGGACCAGAUCAUCCGCGUGAAGCGGUACGAGCGCGUGCCCAUGAUCCUGGUGGGCAACAAGGUGGACCUGGAGGGCGAGCGCGAGGUUUCGUUCGGCGAGGGCAAGGCCCUGGCCGAGGAGUGGAGCUGCCCCUUCAUGGAGACGUCGGCCAAAAACAAAGCCUCGGUGGACGAGCUGUUCGCCGAGAUCGUGAGGCAGAUGAACUACGCGGCUCAGCCCAACGGCGACGAGGGCUGUUGCUCGGCCUGCGUGAUCCUCUGAGGCGCCCGCGGCUGCCGCGCGCCGGCCGCGCUCUGCGCACAAAAGCCAAACGCACCCGAUUCUUCUAAAUGUGAUUUCUCUUCUUGCUUUGAGAUUGGAGACGACUUUGCAUCAGCCGGGGUGUCCCGGGAGCCCGGCUGGCCGCCGUGGCCGCGUCCCCUUCCUCUGACCCGUGUCCGAGGGGGUGUCCCGUCAGGACCAUCCGAGACCCGGUGGAAAUGUGGCUCUUUGCAGCAUGUACGUUUCUCAUUGAUUUUGGUUGACGCAUAUUUCCCCAUUGAAGCAGCCGUUGCGGCGCAGUAUGGCAGCUUGACAGCGGCAAGCGAAAGUUUCAGCCUGGAAAAAAAAUGGGGUGGGGGAGGAAGAGGAUGGGGAGAAGGUGGAAAAGGGGGAAUUCUUUUUUUUUUUCUUUCAACAACCGUUUUUCUAGUUCCAAGUUUUAAAUACACGGAAGGAAGUCCGGGAGAACCAAAUGAAGGAGCAGGAUGAGAGGAAGAAACUUUUGUUUUUUCCUUGUUUUCCAGGAGUAGCUGGAAAUUAAGAUCGGGUUCCUUUUCUGCCAGCUUGGAAGGGCAACCCCGUGACUGCGAUUCUGAGGAUGUCUAUGCAAAGUUGGAUUCUUGUUACAGUAUAUCCAAUCUGAAGUAUUGCACAUCUGAACUGGGACUGUUAACACUGAUGCCAAUACAGUGUGGGGUGCCAGAAAGUGUCUGCUGAUAUUUGUGGAAAAAAAAAAUCUAUUUUGUUUACCUACUGUAUCCAAGGGGAGUCUGGGGGAGAAUGGUAGUAUUUUUUUUUUUUU
Molecule: messenger RNA, 1821 nt
Organism: Globicephala melas (long-finned pilot whale)
Lineage: Eukaryota; Metazoa; Chordata; Mammalia; Artiodactyla; Delphinidae
Gene: RAP2B
Product: RAP2B, member of RAS oncogene family
Biological process (GO): Rap protein signal transduction; negative regulation of cell migration
Cellular component (GO): plasma membrane
Molecular function (GO): GDP binding; GTPase activity; GTP binding
Source: RefSeq, a predicted model, not a curated record